AUGACAAGCAACCUAAUUUUCUUGGGGUACGUUGUAAGCGCUGAACGGAUUAAAGUAGAUCAAGCCAAAGUGAAAGAAAUCCAAGAAUGGCCAACUCCUAAAACAAUCAAUGAGGUUCACAACUUCCAUGGACUUGCAACAUUCUACAGGCUUUUUGUGUGGAAUUUUAGCACUAUAGCCGCGCCCCUUACUAAUUGUCUGAAGCAAAAUAAACUUCUGUGGACUGAGAAGGCAAAUCGGAGUUUUGCAAUUCUUAAAGAACGACUGACCACUGCCUCAAUUUUGGCUAUUCCAGAUUUUGAGAAAUUAUUUGAAGUUGAAUGUGAUGCUUUAGGCAUGGGCAUGGGAGCUGUUUUAUCUCAAGAAGGGUCUCUACGAGAGCCCAUUAUUCUUGAGACACACUAUGGUGGAUUAGCAGGUCAUAUGAGAUGGGAUAAGAGUGCCGCACUGGUGGAAUCUCGUUAUUACUGGCCACAACUGAAGGGUGAAGUUGAGAAGUAUGUUUAA
This is a messenger RNA of Camellia sinensis, 507 nucleotides long. Lineage: Eukaryota; Viridiplantae; Streptophyta; Magnoliopsida; Ericales; Theaceae. The record is from RefSeq and is a predicted model, not a curated record.